CCAGUUACGAGAGCGAGGAGGCGGGAGCUUCCCCCAGGCGAUCCACCGCCUGUAGACGAGUCGUGGCGGGACGCUAACGGGGUGGGUUCCUCGGAGUGGCCGGAGAGGUGACCGGCUGGCCCUCCGCGAAGCGAUGACCUGGGACAGAGGCCCCCUCUCGCCAGGAGCCUCUGGUCCUCGCUACGCCGGCCUGCAGCCCCCGCGGGCCCCGCCCCGUCGGUCUUCGACCCGCCCCCCCGUCUUUCAUUGGCUCCCCGCGGACACGUGGGGAAGGAGGCGCGGCCUCAGUGGUUUCGGCCCGCGCCCGGCGUUCGGUGGGGAUGAGAGGCCCGCGAACUCGGGCUUGGGGCCGCAUGGACACCCUGGUGCCGGGUCGGUGGCGACGGCGGAGGGCGGAGGAGCUUCAGGUUCCGGGGGACGCGGACCUGAGCCAGUGUCGUUGGCAGUGUCCCUGACCCGUGAGCGGGCUCGGGGUGUGCGCGCUGCUGCUCGCGAGUCACGGCCCCGCGUGCAGGCGCCGGACCGGGCGGGGUGGGGCUGCGGGAAACGGGCAUGCAGGAGAGUAGAAGCCGCCGGGCCGGAAUGGGGCUGCACCCCCGCGAAGCUCAGCGCCCUGAUGUCUUGGAGUGGCGGGGGGCUGCCACGUGUGGGGAUUCCUCAGAACGGUGGAAGGAGCUCAGCCCAGCCUUGCCUGAGAUGUAUUGCGGGGGAGUCUGAGAAUUUCUGCAUGUUAUGCUGCAUUCCAUGGUGUAAUCCUGAACAACGGUGAAGUCAAAGAUCUAGCAAUUGGAACUUACUAUACUUUAGGUUGAUUCCUGUAACAGCCACUUAUGCCCUAGAAUACAAAUACAUAAUGUUUACCCUGAGAAAUGUGGCCCCAUUAUGACUAAAUUGUGUUAGUGCUGGUGACUCACUGGUAACCUUCCUUGUUCUCAUCCCAUUUCCAUGGACUGUAUCUUUCAAAUCCCCCCAUCUGCUGGGCAAACACUUGGAACGUAAUAUGGAUUCUUAAUACUCCGAGACGUUGUGUUCUGUCAUGAAUGGCUUAAAGAAAAAAAUUUGGCUCAAGCAACUGAUUGGAUCAUUUUAGCUAAUAUUUUGUUUGAACAACAGUUUCUAUUUGAUUAGGAUUUUUCCUUCCUUUGUAACUCCCCAAGCUUGCCUCUGUUCUGUUUCAUAGGAAAUGAAUCUGUGAGCAGAGAACCUAUAUUGAUAUGUAAAUAUAUCAUUUUUUCCUUGGUGCUCAAUAUUCUUUUCAUCUAAAUUUCAGAAACCGACUUUAAAAAAUCAGUUUCCCUUUAUCUGUAGUUAUUCUCAAUAAAAUUUCACCCAAGCUUGGGUGAUUUAAUAUUUACACCCACUGUUACAAAAGUCUUAUGUAAAUAAAGAUUGAAAUGUGAAUU
Callorhinus ursinus (northern fur seal) is the source of this 1403-nucleotide messenger RNA. Lineage: Eukaryota; Metazoa; Chordata; Mammalia; Carnivora; Otariidae. The record is from RefSeq and is a predicted model, not a curated record.